This is a messenger RNA of Prorocentrum cordatum, 919 nucleotides long. The record is from the annotation of a GenBank genome assembly. Lineage: Eukaryota; Dinophyceae; Prorocentrales; Prorocentraceae.
CGGUGUGGUACAUCGCUGUAGUCUUUGACUCAAGUGCCAUUUGAGCUAGUGAUACUCUCAGGUGUCAAGGCGGAUCCGCCCCAUCCCAACAUCAAUGUCCAACGCCGAGUCGCUUGCAGACGUCGCGUCAGUGACCCCUUCACCUGCGAGCGACGAGCCCGUGUCGAUGGAGGCGGACAGCAGCGAUGACGCACCCUUGCGUCGCACGCAGUCUCAGGCCUUCAAGCGGAUCAAGAUCGACGAGGUAGCCAAGUCCGUAGAGGAGCGGGACGAGCCCGUCCAGGAGCUCCGCAAGGCACUCUCGCAGCUCUGCCGGCGGCGGGCCGACGCCGACGCCGACGCCGAGGACCUGGCCACCGCGCGCGAGCGCGCUGAGGAGCAGCUGCGGCAGGUGGAGCGCCUGCAGCAAGGCUUCCGGAACUUCGGGGAGGACCUGAUGGAGGGCAUGCUCGCGGAGGAGGACCGUUCGGAUGCAACUCCGAGGAGGACCGCGCAGUGCGCAAGCAGACGCUCCAGGGCAUCCAGGGCCUCCUGGACGAGGUCGACGGUGCGAAGCCGCGCGUCGCGCAGCUCCGGAAGAGGCUGGCCGCAGAGCUCGAGCGGCUGGGCCCGGAGCCCUCUCUGGCCGAGGCGGAGCCCAGGGCGGCCCCCGAGGCGGCCCCCGAGCCCGCGGCGCCCCCAGAGCCCGGGGGCCCCUGCGGGCCCGCCGCGCCCGCGCCCGCGCCAGGCCCGGCCAGCCAGGUCGCAGGGCACCAACUUGAUGCCCGCGCCGAGCUGGGCCACCCGGAUCGUGGGCCCAAGGUGGGUGCAUGUACGAUCCCGGAUCGAAGGUUCACGGGCCCCCCCCGCCCACAGAUGGGAUGGGCCCCAGGGUUCCGCAGGCCCCCCCCCCCGAUAGUUUGGGGGGUGACGACGACGG